AUGCGGCGGCAACAGCCGUCGCGAGGCGCACCGCUGGGCGUGGGGAGGGCGCUGUUGGGAGUGGCGUGGGUGGCGGGAUGGGCGGGGCUGUGCGCGUGGGUGGUGUGGUUCGCGCACAAACAGGCCGCGAAUCCGCGGGAGGAGGCAAUGCGCGGGUGGUGCCACUUGCGCGUGCGCUACCUCUACCAGCGCCUGCUCUCAACAGCAGGUUCCGCUGCCCGCCUUGACACCCCUCCUCUCCGCUGCUCUUCCCUGCCCUUCGCUGCCCCUCCCCUGCCCUUCCCUGCCCUUCCCUGCCCUUCGCUGCCCCUCCCCUGCCCUCCCCUGCCCUCCGCGCCCUCCCCUGCCCUCUCCUCGGCCCUCCCCUGCCCUCCGCUGCCCUCCCCUGUCCUUUCCGUCCCCCCCUUGACCUCCCCUGCCCUCCCCUGCCCUCCCCUGCCCUCCCCUGCCCCCCCCUGCCCUCCGCUGACCUUCCCUGCCAUCCCCUGCCAUCCCCUGCCAUCUCCUGCCAUCCCCUGCCAUCCCCUGCCAUCCCCUGCCCUCCCCUGCCCUCCCCUGCCCUCCCCUGCCCUCCCCUGCCCUCCGCGGCCUCCCCUGCCCUCCGCGGCCUCCCCUGCCCUCUGCGACCUCCCCAGCCCUCCGCGCCCUCCCCUUCUCUCCGCGCCCUCCCCUGCCCUCCGCUUCUGCUGCCCACGCGCUGAUGGCGGCCCCGGGCCGGACAACAGAGGGGGCAGAGCAGAGGCCCACUCCCCGGCCAGGACGGCAGAGAGCAGGGAAGGGGGAGAGAUGGCGGCGCUGCUGCGCGUGUUCAACGGGUACGGCCCGCGCAGCAGCACCAACCUGACCUACUGGGGCGUGGCGGGGUGUGCCAACAACGACAGCCUGUUUCGCUACAAUCUCGCGGCCAUGGGCAUGGCGGCGGACCUCACUCAAGGGACACUCGUCAUGCUCGUGGAGGAUAGCGACAGGGGAGGGGGGGGGAGAGGGGGAGCGGGGGGGGGAGCGGACCUCACCCAGGGGACACUCGUCAUGUUCGUGGAGGAUAGCGACAGGGCGACAGUGGAGAACAUCACAGGCACGCCCAUCUUGUCGCUGCUCGGGCUGCCGUCCCCCCGCAAGCCCCACUACAUCGUCAAUCUACUUGGGAGUUUACACCCCGAGGCUGGACCCAUGGUGCCGUUUACCGAUUUCUCCUCCAACGUGCCUCCAUCGUACCUCUCCUCCCUACUCCAAGGCAACGCCGUCUCCUUUCCGCCUAUUCAUUUCAACAGCCUGUUGGGUGUGGGCACUGGUAAGUUGGGUGGGUGGCUGUUAAACGGCAAGUGGGUGUGGGCAUAG
Closterium sp. Naga37s-1 is the source of this 1338-nucleotide messenger RNA. Lineage: Eukaryota; Viridiplantae; Streptophyta; Zygnematophyceae; Desmidiales; Closteriaceae. The record is from the annotation of a GenBank genome assembly.